This is a messenger RNA of Musa acuminata subsp. malaccensis (wild Malaysian banana), 586 nucleotides long. The record is from RefSeq and is a predicted model, not a curated record. Lineage: Eukaryota; Viridiplantae; Streptophyta; Magnoliopsida; Zingiberales; Musaceae.
CUUUCUCCAAACGGGAAGCAACAGCUGGGCUUUCUUCUUUAUGUUGCCCCUUCAUAAAGCAUAAGAGAGAAACCUUACCAGCGCCACACAAAAUUUGUUCUUAUAUGCACUGAUUAAAGAAGCGUGAAUCCAUGUAUGUGAAGGAAGAAGGAUGAGGUAUACGUUCGUGAAUUCUCCCACUUCCACCAUUACUCGGGCCAUUCUGGUCCUCUUCGAUGGCUGGCUCCACCCGUAUCGUAACCCCACGAGGAGGCUUAUAAGAAGAGGCCCUUUCCCAUAUCGAUCUACUGCCACCGGAGAAACCUUCCACGCUCUGCGAUCCUCCCUGAGAUGGCGUCCGGCUCGAUGAGUUCCUCAUGGACCGCAAAGGAGAACAAGACGUUCGAGAAGGCGCUCGCGGUUUACGACAAGGACACGCCCGAUCGCUGGCACAAGAUCGCCCGCGCCGUUGGAGGGAAGACGGCCGAAGAGGUGAAGCGCCAUUACGAACUGCUCGUGGAGGACGUACGCCGCAUCGAGGCAGGCCAAAUGCCUUAUUACAGGCCCUCCAACAACAGAGGUAUACGUAUCUGUACAUGACACCUCU